This is a messenger RNA of Gilbertella persicaria, 884 nucleotides long. Its product is annotated as tyrosine phosphatase family-domain-containing protein. NCBI's taxonomy places the organism in Eukaryota, Fungi, Mucoromycota, Mucoromycetes, Mucorales, Choanephoraceae. The coding region runs from base 211 to 849 and encodes 212 amino acids. The record is from RefSeq and is a predicted model, not a curated record. The transcript is spliced from 6 exons. Gene Ontology annotation, molecular function: phosphatase activity; inositol diphosphate tetrakisphosphate diphosphatase activity. Gene Ontology annotation, cellular component: cytoplasm. Gene Ontology annotation, biological process: protein dephosphorylation.
AAAUGAUUCUCCAAAUGCAUCUUAUAACUAGUAUACAAUCUUAUUAACCAAUGUCAUCUUGUGAUUCAAUGUACCUUUGAAUAACGUGUCGACAUGAUUUAAACUAUAGAAAAGAAAAAGAGAGAAAAAAAAAGGUGCAUUGAUAAUGACAGUAGCUAUUUUUAAAAUCCGUUCUCUCUCUUUUCUCCCUUCUCUUUUUUUAACAAAAUAAUGUCAACUAAACCAACUCAAGAAGAAGCGAAUCCAUCAACAGUUCCAAAGACUUUACCAGAUCCCAACUGGUCAGUGCUCGAUUCAUUCAACGUACAGGAUGACACAGAGAUGUUUGAAGAAGCCCUCAUUCCUCCAGAAAACUUCAACAUGGUCUGUGAACAUAUCUAUCGCUCUUCCUUUCCAAAAAAGAAGCAUUAUAAGUUUCUUGAAAAGCUAAAGCUAAAAAGUGUUUUAACAUUGAUUUUAGAAGAAUAUCCAGAACAAAAUAUGAAGUUUUUAAAAGAACAAAAUAUUCAGUUUCUGCAGUUUGGUAUUGCAGGCAAUAAGGAACCUUUUGUUCAAAUUCCAGAAGAUAAAAUCAGUGCAGCUUUAGCAGCCUUACUUGACAAAAGAAACCACCCAAUUCUGAUUCAUUGCAAUAAGGGAAAGCAUCGUACAGGUUGUCUUGUAGGCUGUUUACGAAAAAUUCAAAAUUGGAGCCAUACUUCCAUUUUUGAUGAAUAUAGACGAUUCUCUCACCCAAAAUCACGAUCCAUGGAUCAACAAUUUAUAGAGCUUUAUGACGCUAAACAAGUCUGGCCACUGGUCGAUAAAAAAUAUUUACCUAAUUGGCCCACAUUAGCAGAUCCAUUCUAAUAAAAUAACACCGCUGCCACAUGGCAAAAAACGAA